Sphaeramia orbicularis (orbiculate cardinalfish) is the source of this 684-nucleotide messenger RNA. RefSeq names its product MyoD family inhibitor domain containing 2 (gene mdfic2). The coding region runs from base 81 to 656 and encodes 191 amino acids. Lineage: Eukaryota; Metazoa; Chordata; Actinopteri; Kurtiformes; Apogonidae. The transcript has 4 exons. The record is from RefSeq and is a predicted model, not a curated record.
CAGAGGUUGGAGUAGACGCUGUUACAGACCUGAGUUGUUUACCAAAGCAGAGAGAGUCUCUUCACUUUGAUCUGCACAAGAUGACAACUCCUUCAAAAACUCAUCUUAAUUGCCAGGAUGGUCUUGAGCAUGAAAACAGUGGAGGCCACGUGUCUAACGGAAACAUCCCUAUGCCAGUAGAGGGGAGUCCCUCUAAGAAGACGACGAGCAAAAUGUUCAGUGGAGUGAGGAGACUGAGCACCAUCUCAGAGCAAGAACCAGACCAACCUGACCCUGAUCCCAAUUCCCAUGAUCCUCCAGAUGGAUCCAGCUUCUCACUGUGCUCAGAGUCUGUGUUUAAGAACAGCAGCAGUCAUUUCUCCUCUGAUGAAUCAUUUCAGCCAGACUCUGGAGAUGACUUUGCAGCCGUUCUUCUCGCCUGUCUCCAUUGUCGCUUCCAUGAGUUAAUGGAUCUACUCCCAGAAAUGUUGGAGAGGGCAGUCAGUCGCUGUUUUCCCUCCUACAAGUACAUCAAGGCGUCCAGUGAGAGGGACCAGCAAGGAAAUGAUUGCUGCAACUGCAAACCGGGACUGGACUAUAAUUUCUGCAGUUCCUGUCAGGACACAACAGAACUAAUAGAACUGGCCAUGGAAAUAUCAGGAGUGUGCUUUCGCUGAGAAAUCCCCUAUUAUGAAUUUCAUGCUA